Messenger RNA from Paramecium tetraurelia, 1368 nucleotides. RefSeq lists its product as uncharacterized. The record is from RefSeq and is a predicted model, not a curated record. Gene Ontology annotation, molecular function: protein binding. The transcript has 5 exons. Lineage: Eukaryota; Ciliophora; Oligohymenophorea; Peniculida; Parameciidae.
AUGGAAUUAUUUAUUUUAAAGUUGCUAUUAUGCAUUAUGAUAGGCAUUAUCUUAAUUUAAGAUUCCGAUUUUUGGGAAGCAAAUGGAUAUUUAUAAAAAAUAAAAGAUGAUAAAUAUAUCAAAGAAAAUCUAAAAAGGAUUUAGGUGCGCAGCUUACUGCAACUGAAAAAAGUCCCAGAAGCUUUUGGAAUUCUAAAUGAAAUAUAAUUUUGCCAAGGUUAUGAUAAUAUGUUAAAUGAUACCUUUUAUAUGUUAAAAAAAAUUGGCAUGACUUUUCCCGGAGCCAUUUAAUUUCACAGAUUAUAUGAAAAAAAUAAUAAGGAUUCUGAAGCUAUGCAUUUUGAAGGAUAAUGCUAUUAUAACGACCUAAAUUACGAUAAAGCCUUAUAAUGUUUCGAUAAAGCAAUAGAUGCAAAUCCAAAAUCGGCAAAAUCAUUCUAUUACAAGGGCCAAAUAUUAUUUAGAACAUUCUAAUUUGAAUAAGCAUUAGAAUGUUACUUAUAGGCUGGUAAAAUAAGCUCAAAAUACAAUAAUCACUAUAUAAGCUUCCACAUAGGAAAUUUAUAUUUACUUUUGUUUAAAUUUGAGAAAGCCUAGGAAGCCUAUAAUCUUUCGAUUGAACAAGAUAGUUAAAUAGAGGCUGGAGCUGAAAGGAGAUAGGUUACUUUAGCUAUGAAGGCGAUAAUCCAUUGGUAUAAUAAAGAUAUUUAGAGUGCCCGUGACUUAGUAGAUACAAAUUUGUAGGUGUCUACUUUUAUGUUAAGCAGGCUUUAUUAGGAAUUAAAAUAUGAUUACUAGGCUUAACAUAAUCUAACUCUAUUUAAGUAAAACAAUGUUGAUGGAUAUAAUUUUCAAAAAUAAAAUUAUGAUCAUGGAUAAAUGUUCAUAAAAUAUAUGGAAAAGAAUUCAUAAUAGUUUGAAUAAUUGGAUGAUAGGGAAUAUGAAAUAAUGAAAUACGCUGCUUGGGUUUUAGAUUACUAUGCCUACGACAUUGAGUUUGGAUAUAAAGAUUGGGAUUAUUCUAAAAUCUUUUAUUUAACAAUUUAAAAUGAAUAAAAUGAAAAGAUUACUAGAUAAUAAUAAAGGCGUCUAGAAAAAUAUCCAAUAAUAUGAUAUAUUUUAAUUAAUAAUUGAUUUUUAUAAUGAAUAAAUUAGAGAAGGAAAAAGUCUAGAAACUAGCAAAGAAGGCUUUUGAUAGUCUAGAUGCUGAGGGGGAAGGAAAUCUCUCGUUAGAAGAAUGUAUUAAGGCUUUUAAAGUUCUGAUGCCAGACAAGUAAAUUGAUCCCACUUUAUUUCCUAAUGAAUAGAUAACAUUUUAAGAGUUCUUGCGAAUUAUCAGCAUUAUUAUUGAUAACUACAAUGUCUGUU